AUGCGUAUAGGCGAUCACUUUCAGACCGGUUUGCUGUGGAAGAACGAUAAACCGCAGCUGCCAGAUAGCCUACCAAUGGCUCUCAAAGGAAUGAAAGCUCUAAAACGAUCAUUGUCAAAAAAACGCGAGCUAGAGCCAAACGUUGAGCGACAAAUUGAAGAAUAUCAACGAAAGGACUAUGCACACGUUGCCUCCCCCCAAGAGCUAGCAGAAUCAGAACCAGGGAAAGAAUUCGUCGACCAGUUUCCGGAUGCAGUACAGACAAUCGUAAAUAAACACUAUGUCGACGACUACCUGGAUUCGACAGUGACAGUCAGCGAAGCUAUCAAGCGAGCGACACCGAAUUUUUGCAGCAUUUCAGUGAACAGCAAAAUAAGCAGCAGCUGGUCCCUGGUUCAUUUCAAUCCUGAAAAGGAAAACAGAACGGAGCGAGUUUUGGGAGUAUCGUGGGACACAACCGAAGAUGUCUUGCGAUUUGCCGUUAAGCUGAGACCGGAUCUGGAAGAAUUUUUGGAAAGGGAACAGAGGCCAACAAAGCGGAUCCUGCUUAGUAUUGUUAUGAGUUUCUUUGACCCGCUUGGUUUGUGGGCCCUCUUUACGGUAUUCGUCAAAAUUAUAAUUCAGGACCUCUGGAGGAAGGGUAACACGUGGGAUACGCCUAUCGACGACGAAUCAGCUCCGCAGUGGCUGAAUUGGAUUGAAUUGCUGCCAAAAGUGCAAUCUAUGAAGAUACCUCGCUACUAUUUUCACAGUGCUACCUCAUCCGAGCUGGAAAAUCUGCAACUUCACAUAUUUGCAGAUGCUAGUGAAAAUGCCUACGGAUGUGUGGCCUACUUUCUAGCCAUCGUGAACGGACAACCAAAUUGCGCGCUGGUAACCGCCAACUCAAAGGUCGCCCCACUACAAUACACGUCCAUCCCUCGCAUGGAGCUUCAAGCAGCAGUUUUAGCGGCACGAUUAUCUGUUUCGGUGAAAUCAAAUCACACUCUCCCGAUAAAGCAGCUGAUUAUAUGGGUCGACUCCAAUACAGUGCUGUCCUGGAUUGGUUCAGACCACAGGAAAUAUAAGCAAUAUGUGGCACAUCGCAUAGGGGAAAUUUUGAGCGUCACUAAUACAACGGACUGGCGCUGGGUCCCCACAAGGAACAACAUCGCGGAUGUUCUAACAAAAUGGGGAACUAAAGGACCUCCUUUGGAGUCAAACGGUGAAUGGGUGAACGGACCAGCAUCCCUUUAUCGCCCAGAAGAAGAACGGCCGCAACGUGCACCAGUCAAAGCAGAUGUUGAAGAAGAGUUGCGGGCCCAAUUCCUUUUCCACGAGAUCAUGCUCUUCGAUUCCGUUGUGGAUUUUUCGCGGUUUUCACGAUGGACAAACUUGAAAAUCCAAAGAAUUGGCACUCGAAACUGUGCCGGCUACAAACGCGCAGAGAAGGUUAAUGAAAGCAACUUUCAUAAAUAA
Sabethes cyaneus is the source of this 1458-nucleotide messenger RNA. RefSeq lists its product as uncharacterized. NCBI's taxonomy places the organism in Eukaryota, Metazoa, Arthropoda, Insecta, Diptera, Culicidae. Bases 1 to 1458 code for a protein of 485 amino acids. Gene Ontology annotation, molecular function: nucleic acid binding. The transcript is spliced from 4 exons. The record is from RefSeq and is a predicted model, not a curated record.